UCUUCAAUUCAACUUCCACGUUUAUUUCUCAAACCUGUUCACCAAUAUGUACUCUACUCGUAUGCAUGGUCAAUUCUUGAUUUAAAUAAGGUUUAAUUUGUUCCCCAUAUAUAGAUGCUCUCACUCUCUCUAUAUAUACAGCUCUUAAAGCUUUAACCACAACAACAUUUUCAUAUAUACAUAUGUAUCAAGAAAUUAAUCUUCCAGUGCAGUGCCUGAUUUAAUCCCAAAUUGCAUGCAGUUCAAUUCUCUAGUAGAAGAGAUGAAGAAGUAUGAUGGGGAGAGCCCAAAACUUGAGUUGAAACUGAACUUGUCCCCUCCAGGGGAACACCGACAAGUGGUGUCCCCGAGAGGGGCAGAGAUAUCGCCCCGGAGCUCGUGUGUGUCGCGGGAGACGAGCCCCGAAGCGAUGUCGAUGAUGUUGGUGGGAUGCCCUCGUUGCCUAAUGUAUGUUAUGCUGUUUCAGGACCAUCUCAAGUGCCCCAAGUUCUCGUCUUUGCUUGAUGUAUGAGAUAUAGAAAAGAGUCCGCAAGGGCAGGGCAGUUGGUUCCAGAGGGGCAGAUUUGUACGAAUGACCAAUGAUCAAAUCUCACUACUGUCGUGUAGUUGCAACACCUCUCAGGCACAAGUGCUCAGCCUUGGGAGGUGGGCUUCUGGCAAGCAGUGGGUUAGACCCUCUCCCUUAGCGGGUCACUGCGUACCUUGAUUUAACACCCCUCACAAAUACUGGAUGUGAGGGCCCUUAGGGUUGGAGUUUCAACCUUUUUGUAUGAAUGAGAUAUGGAAAAGAGGAAUGAAUUGAAUAUGGGGUGGUUUUGUAAUUUCACUACUUCAGUUGUGUCUAUGCUUCUAAUUCUUUAUCAUGCUAUGCUAGCAAACUCUAUAUGUAUUGUUAUCGAAGAAAAGAAACCGAAAAAGUGUAGAGAAAGAGAAAAAAAGGAUUUUUGAUUGACUAAA
Messenger RNA from Salvia splendens (bonfire salvia), 957 nucleotides. RefSeq names its product protein GL2-INTERACTING REPRESSOR 1-like. The transcript is spliced from 3 exons. The coding region runs from base 236 to 511 and encodes 91 amino acids. NCBI's taxonomy places the organism in Eukaryota, Viridiplantae, Streptophyta, Magnoliopsida, Lamiales, Lamiaceae. The record is from RefSeq and is a predicted model, not a curated record.